Miscanthus lutarioriparius is the source of this 1263-nucleotide messenger RNA. NCBI's taxonomy places the organism in Eukaryota, Viridiplantae, Streptophyta, Magnoliopsida, Poales, Poaceae. The record is from the annotation of a GenBank genome assembly.
AUGUUACGUUCAGCCCUUGUUCAGGAGGCCGUGAGCAGAGGCGUCUCCUUUGUGUUGGGCUGGCGGGAGGAGAAGGCAUCCCAAGGCCACUUGAAGGAGAGGUUGGAGAUGGCAGCCAACGAGCUGGAGCUUGCGCUUGAGAGGUCAGCAAAGCUGCCCAUCACAGAUGUCUCCCUGCUUCAGCGCAGGAAGAUGAUCAAGCGUGGCUACGUUGAGGCCAUGGAGCUGCUCAAGAAGGACAAGCAGCAGGCGGUGCCUCCAGGGCAGGAACUCCAGGUUGCUCAAGGGGUAAAGCGCAAGCGAUGGUUUGAUUGUGCUAAGAACAUGUCCUUGAAACCUUUUGUUGCCUUGAGCACAGAUGCUGUAAAAAGAUUUGAAUGGUACGCAGAUCAUGCUGGCAGGUUUGUGAGGGACGUGGAGUCUGGGUGUUCACUUCAUCACAACACCUUUUGCAACCCUAUUGUCAGGCAUCUCCUUGAAGGUAAAACUUUCUGGUAUGACUUGAAGCAAGGAAAUGUGCAACGAAAAGUCCGCAUAUUCCCCAUGUAUUUCGAUGAGCGUGGCGUGGAGGCACAGCUAGUAUACUCUUACAUGGAUAGCACAAUGAUAGAGAAAUGUUUUAAUCUGGUGUUGUCCCUACGACUAUCAGAAAGCACAGACAUAGUUGGAGUUGCUAUUAAAGGCUUGCAAUUAUUGACAGCUGAAUUCAAGCAUCCUGUUGAAUGUGCAAUGGGAGAACUUACCCUACUGCGUAAUUUACAAGACACUGCCGAUUUGUCUGGAACUCCGUUGGUGCGCUGUUGUGAAGUGAUUUAUACGAUGCAGACACAACUUCUUCGCCCAGACCCAACAUGUUGCAAAGGACUUUGUGCUAACAACAACAACGUCUCCUCAGAGUUAUCGGACAUACUCCCAGAGCAAGUUAUUCUUUGGGGUUUUGACUGCUAUAUACCAGCACUAGAGUCCAGCACGCGUAGCUCAUUUGAUGAGGUGGGCAGAGGGACCCUGCGCUUCGCGUCUUCUCGGCCACCGUCACCAGCAGGGGCCUGCACGGAGGCUCCGCAGCGCGGGCUCGAGGGUCCUGGACGCCGGCGCUGCAGUGCUGCUUGGGGUCCACCGACAGCGGCGGCGACGCCGCCAGCACCCCUCGGCGUCAGGGAGGUCGCCAAAGCACCUUUGAAGGCGAUGGACCUGGCCACGGAGAUGACUUCAUCAGCGGCGUCGAGUGAGGUCUCUGGUCUCCUAAAUUGGAAGGAUUCUUGA